Apaloderma vittatum (bar-tailed trogon) is the source of this 2220-nucleotide messenger RNA. It is a transcript of the gene TTC14, whose product is annotated as tetratricopeptide repeat domain 14. The record is from RefSeq and is a predicted model, not a curated record. Gene Ontology annotation, molecular function: protein binding; nucleic acid binding. The annotation marks the transcript as partial. NCBI's taxonomy places the organism in Eukaryota, Metazoa, Chordata, Aves, Trogoniformes, Trogonidae. The transcript is spliced from 11 exons.
AGGAAAGAGAGCGCGAGCCUUGACACCGAGAUAAAGCGCUUCAUCGCCCAGAAAGCCGAUCUGCUCUUUGCCCACUCCUGGAAACCCAACGGCCCGCCCGCAGACACCAUUGAGGAAGAUGAAGAGUGUUACGCGGUCAUGCCCCCCCUGGAACGGUUCAUGGAUGUGCCCAGGGAAGAAAGGAGAGAAUACUUCUUCCGAGACAUCGAGCGUGGUGAUAUCGUGAUUGGGAAGAUCACGUCUAUUCGUGAAUUUGGCUUUUUCAUGGUGUUGAUUUGUCUGGGAAGUGGUGUCAUCCGGGAGAUUGCAGAUAUAGAAAUCACUGCUCUUUGUCCUUUGAGAGAUGUGCCUCCUCAAAGCAACCAUGGAGAUCCUUUAUCUUACUAUCAAACUGGAGACCUGAUUCGAGCUGCGGUCAAGGAUGUUGAUCGUUACCACGAGAAGCUCACGGUGUCGCUUUACAGCUCGGCACUUUCACCCAGUCUUUCCAGUACAAAGCUGGGUGUCAUCACUUCCGAUGACUUCCCGUUACAUUACAGGCGAAGUAUGGAAGUUGCUAAUACAGCAGAGACAUUUGAAGAGGUUUUGCGUCGUUCCCCAGGAUUCGCUAAUCCGUCAUUAGUUGAAUAUUUAGCGGAGAAACUAGGACUAAGUGAAUCAAAUCCACCGUCUUUGUUGAGAAGUCUUCAAAUGAAAAAUUUCGAUGAAGAAGAUUUUGCCCCUGCAUUGAGGAAAAAGCAAUCCGCGUCUUGGGCCUUGAAAUGCGUGAAGGCUGGGGUUGAUUAUUUUAAAGUCGGGCGCCACGUGGAAGCCAUGAACGAGUACAACAAGGCUUUGGAAAUUGAUCCACAAAAUGUUGAAGCUUUAGUAGCACGUGGAGCUCUGUACGCAACAAAAGGAAGUCUGAACAAAGCCAUAGGUGAUUUUGAAAUUGCUUUAGAAAACUGUCCUACCCACAGAAAUGCAAGAAAAUACCUCUGUCAGACACUCGUGGAAAGAGGCGGGCAGUUGGAAGAGGAGGACAAACUACAAAAUGCUGAGAAUUACUAUAAAAAAGCCUUAAGUUUGGAUGAGACUUUUCAGGAAGCAGAAGAGGCUUUAACAAAACUCCGUAAGCAUAUGCAGAAAUCUUUGGAAAUGAGGGAGAAACAAGCUGCCAAAGAAGAGAGACAGAAAGAAAAGAAAGUAGAAACAAGUGCAGAAAAAUUGCGUAAGCUUUUAAAAGAAGAAAAAAGGUUGAAGAAGAAAAGGAAAGUAUCGCCUUCCUCCUCUUCCUCCUCCUCCUCCUCCUCCUCAUCAUCAUCAUCAUCAUCGUCGAGUGAUUCUUCAUCAGAUGUAUCAAUUUCUUCUUCCUCUUCCUCUGAUCACAAGAAACGUAGGAAAAAGCGUCGGAAUAGGUCUGAGUCUGCCCGCAGCUCCAAAAAAAGCUCAUCUAGAGCCUCUUCCCAUUAUAAAGAUCAGACUAGGAAAGAGGAGUGGUAUUCGCCUCCGGCUGAUACCUCUGCUUCUUUUCUUAACCAAACUUUUGAAGUGGAAAAACUGCUGGAAAGGCAGGACAGCUUAGUGUGUCCAAAAACAGAGGUAAAAGAGAAAGACAGACACUGUUCUUUUUCGAGGACUUCAGGUGAUGAUGAAGACUCUUUUGGAGGUAGGUCUGAAGAUUCAAGAGAUUCUUACAGUAGCUCCAGAACUCUACCAAGUAGUAGCAAAACUGAAAAGUAUGGGAAACCAGACAGAUUUUUCUCUAGUUGGAGGGGUUCUUCGGGUUCAUAUCACAAGUCAGACGAUAAACCCAGGAUGCAUUAUUUUAGGAGAGUAGAAAGGGAUGUAGAGGGGCGAAGAGAGCAGUUUAAAAAACAUGGCCCAGGUCAAGACAGGUAUUACACGUCUCCAGCAAGGUCUGACUAUUCUGGUAAGUCCAUGGGAAAAUACAGACCGUAUUCUAGCACCUGCUUACGUGAGGGGGAUAGAAGUUAUGAUAGCGAUAGGCAUGUGUUAAGUCAGCAUAAAAAUGAAAGCGAGUAUAAGAGUAGGAAAAGAAGUUAUGAGGACACUAAUAAAACAAAGGAACCAGACGAGGAAAUGUCAUUAAAUGAUACAGCAGAAACAGAAAGUGGCAAUAAAAGAAACCUGCCCGAGAACUUAGUUAACAUAUUCAAUCAAAUAGCUGAGUUUGAGAGAGAAAAAGGAAGUAAACAAAAGAAACAGUCAAGUAUUUAA